UUAUGCGGUGAAAAUGUCAAAGUUUAUGGAAAAGAACCCGAGUGAUGUUUUUCUGAUACUGCAGUUUGGAAGAUAUAGCUUUCAUGAAGGUAAGGCAUACGUGUCCAGUUCUUUUCAAAACAACACUUUGUAUCUUAACGAAAGCAUUGAUGAGCUAAUGAAUUUCCAAAACAGGUUACUUGAAAAAAGAACGGAUCUUGGUUCUUCAAGCCGUCAUUUUGGUUCAUCUCAAGCUGGCAAAACUAUUCAUGAUGAUUUUUUGGUUGAAACUGAAUUCAAGAACAUAGAUGAGGUUAAUAAAACUGAUGAGGAAAAGAAUGUGACUGUGCUUGGUACAGUGAUAAGUUUCCCUCAUGAUGUUGAAUGGUAUUACAAUUCUUGCAAGGAUUGUAAGAAGAAGGUUACUGUUUUGUAUUUUAUAAGCGAUGGAGAGGAUGGAUUAGAUUUAAAUGAGGAGAAGCAGAAAAUUCGAUGCAUAAAUGAUGUUUGCAAUCAAAAAGGUGUUUAUGUGGUUCCCAGGUAAAUUCCUAACUUUAUGAUAACUUUAAAAUGUUA
Molecule: messenger RNA, 555 nt
Organism: Helianthus annuus (common sunflower)
Lineage: Eukaryota; Viridiplantae; Streptophyta; Magnoliopsida; Asterales; Asteraceae
Exons: 3
Coding region: 14-523 (169 amino acids)
Source: RefSeq, a predicted model, not a curated record